CAAGAGGAGGAUGGGAAGAGGCUCCUAGGCAGCCAAUGCCUUCUCCAAGGGGGCCCAGGGCUAAAGGGACCCCUGUGGCCCCUGCAGCAGCCACACUCCUGGGUCAGGAGGCAGCCAUGGCUUCCCGGGGGCCCCCCCUCCCUCCGGUCCGCAUUUCCGAAGCCGAGAUGGAGCUCUAUUACCGGCUCUUGCGCGCCGCAGCCCGAGCCGAAUCCUUAGCCGCCGCAUCGGCACUUCCAACCCGGGCAAGAGACAUUGUUGAUGACUUGAUGAAACAGUUUGCUUUCCUUUCAGGGGGGCGAGGAAAAGACAACGGCUGGAUCAUAACAUUUCCGGAAAACUCAACUUUCAACCAGAUGCCCGAGGAAGCUGUGACUAAAGUGUUGACGUACUUAACUCGGAUCCCUAGCCAAUGCAAAUCAAACAGCAAGUUCACCCUCAUCCUGGACAGAAGGCUGGACACAUGGACGUCGGUCAAGAUGACUCUACAGAAGAUAGCAGCAUUUUUCCCAGGCAACCUCCACCUUGUGAUGGUCCUCCGCCCCACUGGAUUUUUCCAACGUACGUUCACCGAUAUUGGAUUCCGGUUUAGCCAAGAAGACUUCCUUCUCAAGCUUCCGGUUGUAAUGCUGAGUUCAGUCAGCGACUUACUAACAUACAUCGACGAGAAGCAGCUGACGCCCGAAUUUGGUGGCACUUUGGAGUACUGCCAUACGAGAUGGGUGAUCUUCAGAACAGCUAUAGAAAGUUUUGCUUUAACGGUGAAAGAAAUUGCCCAGAUGCUCCAGUCAUUUGGUAUGGAGUUGGCGGAAACAGAGUUGCCGGAUGACACCUAUUCGAUUGAGCGCAUUCUAGCCCUGCGGACAGAGAAAUACUACCAGCUGAAGGAAGAUAUUACAACAGUCACCAAACAGGGGAAUAUGCUGUUGUGUAGUUUAGAGGAGUAUGAUACGGAUGAUGAUGCCGAUGUAGAGCAACCACAGGAGAGGUCUGGAGAGUGGCAAACGGUGAACAGAUUGCUGGCCCAGUUGCGUGAGAUGGAAACUGCUUUCGAUGGAUUCUGGGAGAAAAACCAGCUGAAAAUGGAACAAUAUUUGCAGCUCUGGAAAUUCGAGCAGCAUUUUGAAGAGCUCAGCAAAGCCAUAGGAUUUUUAAUGGAGCAGCAAGGGGAACUGCCCGACACCGGGGAUAAUAUUUCCCAAGUGAAACAGAGGCUCUCAGACCUGGAGAACAUCAAUAAAACAGCACAGGACUUGACUGGAAAGGCUCAAGUGACCAUCCUCCAUGGACAUCAACUGGCUGCUAACCACCACUAUGCCCUCAACCUGAUCUGCCAGCAAUGCAAUGAGCUGCGGUACCAUUCAGAUGUCUUGCUGGAAGAGAUCAAAAGGAAAUGCAACCGGCUGCAGAAGACCCUGGACCUCCUCACCCUAUUGCAGCAGGCUCUGGAGUGUUGUGAUGAUGGUGCCUAUCUGUUAGCUAACCAACCAAUGGAUAAAUGCCAGUCUCGAGAAGGUGCCCAGAAUGCUCUCCAAGAUAUUGAGAAGUUCCUUGAGAGCUCUUCGCCACAUUUAAAUGCUGAUCCCCAAACCCUGUAUUCCGAGUUUGACCUCAUUUUAACACCUGAACUCAAGGCCCGGAUCCAGAUGGUCCAAAUCAAAUUGGAGAACGUGCGGAGCAUGUUCGAGAACAGACAGGCUUGCUUCAGAAAGCUGGUGGACAAGCAAGCCCGCCCCGUGCAGCUCGUGGCCCCGCGGCCUGAAAACCCGCCUCGGUCGAGAUCGCCCUUGUUUUCUCCCAAACAUGCACCGUUUGAAGACGAUGCCCCUUCUCUUCAUAUCUGUUUGCAUUCCUCUGCAUCCGUUUUUCUCCCUACAUCUUUUGCCCAUUGCGUCAUCAAAGGUGUAGAUUUUAAUUCCAGUUUGAAAUUUUCCUUUGAUAUCUCGCUGCCUGGGAAGAAAACUUCGCGGAAAUCUCCAAGUUCCCGUAAGAUUGAAGUCAUGCACGAUUAUCAAGAGAAAAGGAAUUCCUUGCAGCUUUGCAUUUCAGAAAGCGAAGACAAUUUAGAUAUUUUGAAAAGUCAUGUGAUAAACGAGCUGAUAGAAACAGAGAGGGUAUAUGUGGAAGAAUUGUUCACUGUUUUGAUGGGCUACCGAGCGGAGAUGGACAACCCUACCAUGGCCUUCCUCCUGCCGCCCCUCCUAGAGAACCGCAAAGAUGUCCUCUUUGGGAACAUGUCUGAGAUUUAUGAUUUCCACAACAAGAUUUUCCUUCACCAUCUGGAGAGUUGCCUUGAAGCUCCGGAGAAAGUUGGGUACUGCUUCUUGGAAAGGCGUGAAGAUUUUCAGAUGUAUGAAAAAUACUGUCAGAAUAAGCCACGAUCUGAAUUAUUGUGGAGGCAGUGCGCAGAAAGUGUCUUUUUCCAGGAGUGCCAAAGAAAACUGGAACACAAGCUUGCCUUGGAUUCCUACCUCCUCAAACCAGUGCAGCGGUUAACCAAAUACCAAUUGCUCCUGAAGGAGCUUCUGAAGUACAGCACAAGUUGUGAAGGGGUUCAAGAGCUCCAGGAGGCUUUGGUGGCCAUGCUGGACUUGCUGAAGUCCGUCAACGACUCCAUGCACCAGAUCUCAAUCACUGGUUAUGAUGGCGACCUCAACGAACUUGGCAAGGUGCUGAUGCAGGGCUCCUUUAGCGUGUGGACGGGGCACCGGAAAGGCCCCACCAAGAUGAAGGACCUGGCCCGGUUCAAACCGAUGCAGCGGCAUCUCUUCCUCUAUGAGAAAGCGCUGGUCUUCUGCAAGAAGAGAGAAGACCACGGCGAUGGAUAUGAAAAAACCUCCUCGUACAGCUUCAAGCACUUUCUCAAAAUGAAUGCUGUUGGGAUCACUGAAAACGUGAAAGGAGACCACCGGAAGUUUGAGAUCUGGUACAGUGGUCGAGAAGAGGUGUACGUUGUCCAGGCUCAAACCGUGGAUCUGAAGAUGGCAUGGCUUAACGAAAUCCGGAAGAUACUGUUCAAGCAGCAGGAACUUAUCAAAGUUGAGAAGCAGCCAACGCUUUCGUGUAUGGACCCAAUCCAGCUUUCUCCUCCGCUAAGUGAAGGAAAGCAGACAAGAGCUUCGGUAAGCUCAGAGGAAAAUGACUCUGACCGCACCAGCCCCGUGCACUCCGACAGCAUUGGUUCAACACAGCAGAGCAAACCUGGCAGGCCUUGGCCAGGAAUGUCCCACUCUCUGGAAAUCUGUGAAGGACUCGAUGACUGGUCCAGCCAGAACUACUUCUCAACCUGCUCUGAUACUGAAGAAGAGGAUGGGAACCAGUUGUCUCCAGGAAAAUAUAAAGCCUUAGCGGACUGCAAGAAGAGGGACUCGGAAGAUCUGCUGGUGAAGAAUGGGGACGUGAUUGAGCUAAUGCAUGAAAAUGAAGAGGGACAGUGGCUGGUCAAAAACCUCAACCGAAGGAAAGAAGGCUGGGUUCCUAUCAACAGUUUGCAGAUCAUCCUUGGGGACUGUAGGUUCAGGAAUGCCAGAGUCACAGAUGCUACCCCAUUUAAGACGAGAAAAUUAAGCUCCCCCUGAAUUGAAAGGGAGGACUCAUCUCAUGUCAUUUUUGAAUGCUCCACUGGAGGUUUUGAGAAAGUUGACGAGAGAGAUGAUACACUUGUACUUUCUGUCAUCCAUCAACAUUUGACGCACAUCAGAGCUUCACCAACAUCUACCGUCACCAUCAAAGGGAAGCCAUUUUCAUAUUUUCCCCCAAUAGAU
Messenger RNA from Anolis sagrei ordinatus, 3764 nucleotides. NCBI's taxonomy places the organism in Eukaryota, Metazoa, Chordata, Lepidosauria, Squamata, Anolidae. The record is from RefSeq and is a predicted model, not a curated record.